Molecule: messenger RNA, 719 nt
Organism: Papilio polytes (common Mormon)
Lineage: Eukaryota; Metazoa; Arthropoda; Insecta; Lepidoptera; Papilionidae
Product: sodium/potassium/calcium exchanger 3-like
Exons: 4
Biological process (GO): intracellular calcium ion homeostasis; calcium ion transmembrane transport
Molecular function (GO): calcium, potassium:sodium antiporter activity; calcium channel activity
Source: RefSeq, a predicted model, not a curated record
CGAUAAAGCUUAUCGCUGAACCGUCAAUGCAGUGAGCGACAGAGCUGCGCGAGUCGUUCCCCUUGCUCCGUAUCGGCCUGUACGCGCCGCUCGCGAACGCCCCAUCCCCGACAAAUGAAAACUCGCCGUAUAUACUGCCAAUUAUUCGAUUUUUUUAUUUGACAAAAAAUUUUUUGAACAUCAAAUAUAAAUACAAUUGAGGACCGGAGGCAACAGGGCGCUUCAGCCUGACGUUACUUAUGCCGGAUAUACGGCGCGUGGUGCAAAUGCCGGUCGCGCCGAUCGUGCCGGACGAGGAGUCGGGGACAACUCGCUUCAGGAGCAAGUAUCGUGUCGCGAGCGUUGUAAGGACUUUCGCUUUCUUCCUUAUACCAUUACUUUACUUUCUACUCGACGGAAGAGCCACCCAGCAGGGACAACGUGUCUAUACUAUAGAAGACGCUGGGGGCGAGGGGGUGUUGGCGUCCCGGCGUCUGUUAGCGGUGACAGGUCCCGGAGAGGAGGAGUCGGAGGUGUCGGCCCGCGGCUUGCGCCUCAACUGCACUCCGCCGGCCAUUCUCGAAUUCCCAUCAGAUGGCCUCACUCGGAUGCAGAGGAAAUCUGGCCUCAUCGUAGUGCACUGCGCGCUGGCCAUCUACUGCUGCCUGCUGCUCGCCGCGGUGUGCGAAGACUACUUCGUUCCGGCAAUCGAGAUCCUGUGUGCACGACUGCAGAUGUCU